AAUGUUGUGUGGAAGGAACCAGGUUUUAUAAUGAACUGUUUUAUUCACAACAACAGCAUGAGGAUCAUUCAGCUUCAGUUCUAUGUAUUAAUCUGUUGUCAAGCUGCAGUGUCAGAUCUACUGACUGAUUUGGGAUCAAAUAUGACCAUAAACUGUGAUCUUGAUGAAAAUGAGGUUUAUUGGAUUUUACUGAAAACAGCAGAUCCUCCAACAGUGAUUCUGCGAUCAUUCUCAAAACCAAUACCACCUUUUUACACAAAUGAUACAUCCAGAAACAAAUAUUCAGUGCAGUUUAAACAUCGUCUGGUUAUUAAUAAUGUGACUGCUGAUGAAUUAGGAGUUUAUUACUGUAUGAACACACGCACACCUCCAAAACUCAGCAACAGCACCAGAAUAUACUUCAAUGAAUCAACUCAGCUAACUGAGUGUCACAAUCAUACAGUGACUGAAUAUACUGAUCAGACACACUGGAAGAUUAUUACUAUCAUCUUUGGACUGACUAAUGGGCUUCUGGUUAUUGUGGUGGUCGGACUGGUAAAGGUUUUUGUUGUUGGAAACAGAAGGUCUACAGAACAAUCAGAACAAAUUAACACUGAUCUACAGCAGACGCAAGUUACAGAACAGCAUCAGGACCAAUUAUAUUAUGCUGAGGUGAAUUUUUCCAAGCUGCGUAGAAAUAUUCGGUCGAGCCAAAUCAACAGCACCUAUGCUGCUCUAAGCCUGCCGAAGCCAUGAACACAUGAGUAUGAUUGAUUUUAUACUUCUUUUGUGUAUUUUUUCCUGAUGUUCUACUCUGAAACUCUGAGAAAAGUUCAGAAAAAAUACAGUAAAAAAAAAAAAAGUAAAAUAAGUUAAAAAUCGACUACAUUUGAUAUGAUUCAUAUUUCACUCUGCUUUCUAAAGACUGGUUGGAAGUCAUGAGAUUAAUCACAAUUAUUUUAUUGAACCGACAGCCAGUUUUAUAUUUGUGUUUGUGUAUAUCUAAAAGUAUUCUAAUAAUGUUAAAAAUAUCACCUGAAAAAUAUUUACUUUCUAUUAAGUAGACACUUAUUUUUUAAUUGUAUGAUUAUUGUAUGAAUGUUUUAUGCAUGAAAAUAUGUACCUGCAUUUGUAUUUAAGUGGGUCUCGCAAGAGGUCGGUGGCAUCUAACUUUGAAAACCCCUGCUUCAGAUGAAAUGUGUUUAACUUUUAUAUUUGCUAGUUGGUCUAGUUCUCUUUGAAGUAGCUGUCUUAAGCCGUAUCUGGUGGAAAAUUUUGUGAGUGGUUGUAGAUGCAAAUAUGUGUAUGAGAGUGGAUGGAGAGUGUGCGCAAUAUUCAUUAUUAUUGUGAAGACUGACUGAUUGAGUUUUCAAUGCUGUUGGACUGAGAAGAGGUUCAUUUUUAUAAGAUACAUAGGACUGCUUCUGUCAAAAUGGUUUAAUUGAUACCUGAAUAUAUUAAUCUGUAUUUUAAAAAGUAAACAGAGUCAGUUAAAUGAUCAUAAGAUGGUAAAGGUUGUUAGUGUGAAAUGUUGUGGCUUGUCAACCUACUUUCUCGAACUCAGCUCUCAGGGCUUUUUUUUUUUUUUGCCUUAUUGUUUUAACAAAAUGUAAGUGCGACAAGUCCAUCUGCUUGUUUUUGUGUGUGUUUUAUUCUGAGAAAACGUCUGUGAGUAUAUUUUGGUAUUUGAAUCAGAAAUAAAAAAUGUGUUUGCAAAUGAACGGCAGAAAUAUUUUCUAGAUGAAAGGAUCCUUUUACUUUAAAUGUACAUAUUUUGUACUUUUAUAUUGACACGACUGCCUUUAAUUCCUUAUAUCAUUAUAUCUACAUUAAUUUUACAAUUAGUUUCACAAUAAAGAAAUAGUAUAUGAUUAAAAAAUAACCAUAUUUAAAACACGCGCCCAACCUGACAUUUAUAAAAAACAUUUUUUUUAAAAAUCAGCCUUAAGAUCUACCUUUAUUAUGAAGUUGCUUUAUUGGUAUGUAAUAUUAAUAGUUAUAAUAGUUGCUUCAUUAUGCUAAAUAUAUAUCCUUGUGUAUGUCAUUCUUAAUAUUCUUGAACAAAGUUUUUUUAGCUGGUUAUACAUACUAUGCAAUUUGUUCAGUAAAAAAUAUAACACUGUGCAGUGUUAUUUUUUAUAACUAAACUCAUGUGAAGUGUUAAACCAAAACCAGUGCUCACUGGGUUUGGCACUUGACAACCAAUGACUCUCACCUUUGUCUAGAGUGGAGGUUAAACUGUGAAACGAGUGCAGUGUUUUUGCAACACCUUUAUGUUUAUGAAGUUCUCACAGUUGUCUUAACCUCAAACGGAAAGUAUGUCGACUUUGUUUGUUUACUAGACCCACACAAUGCCCAAUUAGCACUUGCCAAGUGUUAAUGUAUGUAAACCACAUUCACAACUCAUGCUGAAGCUUUUAUUGCUAUAGUCAUUUCACACGAAUCUAGGGUUAAUCUUGAAAUGAAAUAAAUUAUUGAAAUAAAAUAAAUGAUUUUGCACAAAUGUCAUACUAGAACUGUUGAAACAAAGCCUUUUGGGGAAAAGCAAGUGAACAUAAUAUGAACUAUUGAAGGCCUAUUGCUGAAAACACAGACAAGUACGAACAGUGAAAAGAGUACCUCUGGGAACUUUUUCGUGAGACGCGCAAAUACAGCAGUUUCCAACAGAAAUUAACACUAGAGGCAGUAAAACAGCGAACACUUGUAAUCGUUUUCCUACACAAUUACGAUUACAGCUCCAUAUGUUUCACUUUCCAGAUGUAACAAAGCUUGCUCAGUAGGUUGGAAAUGUCCCAGUGCUGCUGACCAAUCAAAUCCUGAUCUGAGGGUCAAAACUAACAGUUGUUUAAUACAGUAUGUAUGCAAUAUUUCAGUAUAACAUUUUUUUUUUUUUUUAACAAUCUUAGUAAAUUUUAAAAAUCUGUUGCAAUGGUUCCUUGUUGUUCAAUCCACACCUGUUCUUUAUAAAAUUUAAUGUUUUUACCAGGGACGU
Messenger RNA from Onychostoma macrolepis, 2971 nucleotides. RefSeq lists its product as uncharacterized. NCBI's taxonomy places the organism in Eukaryota, Metazoa, Chordata, Actinopteri, Cypriniformes, Cyprinidae. The record is from RefSeq and is a predicted model, not a curated record. Bases 31 to 735 code for a protein of 234 amino acids. The transcript has 5 exons.